This is a messenger RNA of Folsomia candida, 2089 nucleotides long. RefSeq names its product zinc finger protein 182. Bases 531 to 1382 code for a protein of 283 amino acids. Gene Ontology annotation, molecular function: DNA-binding transcription factor activity, RNA polymerase II-specific; RNA polymerase II transcription regulatory region sequence-specific DNA binding. Gene Ontology annotation, biological process: regulation of transcription by RNA polymerase II. The record is from RefSeq and is a predicted model, not a curated record. Lineage: Eukaryota; Metazoa; Arthropoda; Collembola; Entomobryomorpha; Isotomidae. Gene Ontology annotation, cellular component: nucleus. The transcript is spliced from 6 exons.
ACUGCCACGACUGAAGUGACCAAAAUAAAACCAUUUUAACACACUUGUUUAACACUUUGUUAACAAACUCGGAAAUAUAUAUUCAUUCCCCGUCAGCGCGCCAACCGAGGAGGAUUUGCUCGUGCACGAGCUCCUCUAAAUUUAUUUAAUUUUUAUUCUAAUUUUAAUAAAUUUAAUUGGUAAUAUCUUCGAUUAUAAUUGGAAAUGUGUGAAAAUCCCUCAUCGUCAAGCUGAACAACUAUUUCAGCCAAAAAAUUGCAUUUUAAAUCUUUAUUUUAGAAAAUUAGAAUUACCACGUGGCUUUUGCCUGUCCACUCGGUUGGUUGGGGAAUCAAAAUUGGUUUGUAUUUCAAAAUUAGGUUGGUUUUUUGGUGCAAUUUUUCCAACAAAAAUAGUUUUAAAAGUAUUGGCUUAGAGAGGAUGUAAACUGACGAAACUAGGCAAAUUAAACUCGCCGUUUGUAAUCAAACUUACAAGUACAUACUCAAACCCAGAAUCCAGAUUGAUCUUCAGCCCGAGAUGGAUAGAGAAUGUCUCAAGAGUUCCAAAACAUUCACGUUCCCAUAGAUCUCACCACACAGGCUCCCGAAGCCAAGGUGAAACGCAAGAUGGGUUUUAAGCCUGGGAUGAAUCGAGAAGGUCGCAAGUGCUCAAAAACGGUCGAAUCUGAUAAGAAUUGUGCUCCUCAGCGCCCCGUCACGCAUGACUCCGACAAGAAGGCGAAAUGUGAGAUUUGCAGCAAAAGUCCGUCUACCUUAUGCACACACAUAGAAAAUCUCCACACUAACCAGGAGCGACCCAAAGGUGACAUUGCCCACCAGGCGUCUUCCUCAACCACAAAUUUACCCAACGAUGUUGAAGCUGUCCACAGCACGAAGAAGGAACGACCCCGUUUCCCGUGUACGUUCCCCGGUUGUGAGAAAUCCUACCUAAGCAAAUCCAAAGUUGCAAAACACUACAGAACUCAGCAUUCGGAGAAUCCUGUCCGAUUUCGGUGCACCGUUUGCGAGAAAAAAUUCAAAACGAAGGCAGACCUUGGGCGACACAGUUCCACCCAAACGAACGCGAAGCCUCAUAAAUGUGCCAUUUGUGGGGGGAGAUUUGCCCACAAAGCGGCCCGAAAUCGUCACCAGACGAUACACCUUGAAAAAUCGGCCCGAGAGAGUUUCAAGUGUCAAUUUUGUCCUACGACUUCCUUUCGGAGAUCGAACUUACAAAUCCACAUCCGGUUGAUCCAUGAAAAUCAAAGGAAUUAUCCGUGCUCAUUAUGCGAAAAAAAGUUGUCGAGUGUUCAAGAUUUUAAGCGUCACGUGGCGGUGAGACACUCCGAAAACAAAGGAACUUCAACCGCUAUACGAGUACAAAAACCACUCGAAAAAUAAUUUAGCACAACAUGUGAGAAGUUACCAAUAUUUUCGAUUGUUACUUCUGAAGUUUCGCGAAUUUGAUUCUUUAGUCUGUCACUACGGGCGAUGACACGCCAUGGGAAAAUCACAUUUAAUUUUUCACAUGUGGAUAUCUUUUGAUUUAUAAUUAAGAUAUUUUCAAGUGAAGUUUUUUUUCCCUAAAAUAUAUUUUUAUAAUAGUUCUGAUUUUUAUAAUCCUUGCACAAUGUUACUCGUUGAAGGCAAAACUAAUUUGCAUAGCCCACAACAUAUUAUCAGAUGCAUGCACACGUCUUUAUUUUGAACUUUUUCAUUUGGUGACAACCUACGGUCAAAGUUUGUGCGUUUGUUCUCUAUUUCUUAUAAGUAGAUGACAAAAUUUCAAAACAUUUGGUAUUAUUUAUCGUUACAUAUUUCUAGAUUUUCAGACAUUGAUUAAUUUUUGCUACUUGGUGCGUAAAUACAUAAAACUUUUUUUGUGACUGCAUAUAGAUAUAUCGUAAAUAUUCUGGUAUUUUUGUCGUAAAUAUUAAAUGCAUAUUUCAGCGAUUUUUCCUAAAUACAUAGCCGUUCUCUAAAUACUAUGUAACCAGACAUAAAAUUGGCCGGCUUAAAAUGUGCCAUGCAAACAAGCCCAUUCACUUAAAUAAUUCCUUAAUUAUAUAAUUUUUAUUCUAAUACGGUAAUAAAUAUUUUAGUUUUAA